Molecule: messenger RNA, 549 nt
Organism: Aspergillus brunneoviolaceus CBS 621.78
Lineage: Eukaryota; Fungi; Ascomycota; Eurotiomycetes; Eurotiales; Aspergillaceae
Product: SANT/Myb-like DNA-binding domain-containing protein
Exons: 2
Biological process (GO): regulation of DNA-templated transcription
Cellular component (GO): nucleus
Molecular function (GO): DNA-binding transcription factor activity, RNA polymerase II-specific; RNA polymerase II cis-regulatory region sequence-specific DNA binding
Source: RefSeq, a predicted model, not a curated record
AUGAGCUCCUCCGCAAGCUGGUUCAAAGCUGUGGGUGCAUGGAGACAGCUCCCACAGUACCUUCUCCACCUUGCCUCAUCCCGCACUCUGACACUUUCUUCUGCUACAGCACUCGGCACCUCGGACACGGUCCUCUGGAGUGAGCUCGCCCGGAAAGUCCCUGGCCGCUCGAACAAAGACUGCCGCAAGCGGUGGUGGAACACGCUGGCCGGCGGCAAGAUCAAGGGCGUCUGGUCGCCGGAGGAGGACAAGCGACUCAGCGAGGCGGUGCGGAAGCAUGGCAACAACUGGACUCAGAUCGCCUCCCUCGUGGGGUCUCGCUGCGCCGAUCAGUGCGCUAGUCACUGGCGGCAGGUGUUGCGGCCCGAUGUCAGUUAUUGCAAUUGGACUGAACAAGAGGACGAAGAACUUCUCAAGGCGGUCCAAACGCAUGGCACCAACUGGUCGGCGAUUGCGGCAUUCCACGACCCUCCGCGCACGGGGCUGAGUUUGAAGAAUCGAUACACGAGGAUUCAGGCGAAGGGGGAGAGUGCAGCUCCAUCUGUGCUG